AUGUACAGUCAACAACAUUAUCACCAACUCCAGCAAAAUUACUACUUGGGGACUGCAGGCCAUCGUGCUACGUCCUCGUACAGUUACUUGCCGAGUCUUAACAAUAAUGGAAAUUUCAGUAUUCGUGAUGCUGCUGCACAACCUGGUGUCAACUAUGCCAACGCUGCUUCUGCUGCUGCUGCCGUUGUCCCUCAACCUGCUGUUGCCCCAGCUGCUGCCGGUGAUGAACCUGAGUUUAACGGUGGAAUCACCUCUGUACUCGAAUACAAUAUUAACAACAUGUCAACAUUUCUUUCAUGGUGCACAUUUGGAAUCUUGAAGCAAAACAGAAACCCAAGCAAAGAGUUUGACAAUUUGGUUGUUUCAGUGUUGUUUGCGACAAGAUUACCCAAAUCUACCAUCAUCAUUGCCCUUGAGUAUAUGAACCAAAGAUUUUCCAACAAGGCAGUAGCCAGCACUCUCUCCGAGUCUGAGAUCUCUACUAUUUUAAUCGUUUCAUUAAUUUUGGCCAACAAGUUUAAUGACGAUAAUACUUUUACCAAUAGAUCAUGGUGCGGCGCUGCCGGUUUAACCAUUGAAGUGGUAAAUUACGAAGAAAAGGAAUGGCUUAAUGAAGUGAAAUGGCAAUUAAAUGUAGUUAACUUCGAAGAUAACAUUAGAACCUUGGAAGAAUGCUGGAAUACUUGGUUAGUGAAAUACACUGGCAAGAGCAGUCAACCAUCAGCUAAUGCUUCAUCACCAAACUUACAUGAAUCUGGUGUAUCUUCAUACAAUUCAAUUCCAUCAUCGCCAAUAUCUCCAUCAUACUUAUCAUCGUCCCCAGUUGAUUCAUCACCCAUCAAAUAUCAACAUCCACAGGACUCGAUUUGGGCCCACUCAUCGUCCAUUUGGUCAUAUACUCCAACUUACCAAUAUAUGCCACAACCAACCGUGUAUCAGCCACAAGCUCAAGCACAGCAACAACAACAACAAAUGCCUGUUGCAACUCAACAUCAGAUCCCACCAAUUUACCACCAAGUACAACAACCUUACGUUGAUCCAAGUAUUCAUUUCAAUACAGGAUACCACAACGCAGGAUUUGUUGGAUAUAAUAAUCCUUACUAUGGUUAUAAUAUGGCAUCAUGUUGA
Messenger RNA from Dujonia railenensis, 1128 nucleotides. NCBI's taxonomy places the organism in Eukaryota, Fungi, Ascomycota, Pichiomycetes, Serinales, Debaryomycetaceae. The record is from the annotation of a GenBank genome assembly.